AGACGGAGGAGAAGAAAGAAAGAAAGAGAGGGAACACAAAAUUUAAUCCAAAAACAAAGACGGCUUUUAAGCGUAUCUUUGCUUGUGAAUUUGGCUUUCAUUUUCUCUUUACUCUUUUCUUUCAAUCCAUAAAACGACGAAAAAAAUAACUGAAACAUCUUGUCGCCAUCUCAAAAAUGAAAAUAUUAUAAUCAUUUAUCAUUACUCUCUCAUUCUCUCUCUUUUUCGUUCUUUCUUUCUUUCUUUCUUGUUUUGAUCGGAUCUGAAGAACUAGCAAUUCAGGGUUGCAGAAAGGCCGAAUAAUAAUAACAACAACAAUCACAAAGUUGUUUCACUUUCUUAAUUCUCUCCUUCUGAGGUGUGUUUUUGGCCUUUUGGGUUCUCUCAUUACUAAUUCUUUUUCACAGUCAUGCAAGAUUGCUUCUUCUGCAUUGUCUUCUCUCUUGUUUAAUCAGUUCCUUGAUUUUAGAUAUAAACAAAGUAUGAUUUGAAGAUUCUGCCAUUAAUGGCUUGGUUGUCAUUCCUUGCUCCAUCUCUAAAGAUUGUUGUGCUUGGUUGGAUUUUGGUGUGAUAGAGCUGCUGUGAAGGUGCUUCAUGGAUUCAUUUAGUAAUGGAGUUGAUUCUUCUUCAAAGACUCAGAAUUCAACUGCUAUAGUGGGGAACAAUCCUCCAGCCACAUCAUUGGAUCCUCGCUGUUCUCGGCCUCCAUCUGCAAAACAAUCUAGAUAUGAAGGUUCCACCACGUAUUAUGCAAGUGUUAAUAAUCCUGGCAUGAAACAUCCAAAUGGUUCUGCUACAAAUCAGAAGCAUUCCUACAAAAUGGCACAUGAUCCUAUGCGAUACAAAGAAUUGCCUGAUAUGGCCAAACACUUCUAUAGUCCACAUAAGGGUAAGCCUGAAUUUGAUGGCUCAAAUGAAGUUCUUAAUCAAUCAGCAGAGGAAGUUUCGAUGGUGCAAGCCAAAUCUUUCAUCAAGCAUCCUAUUGAUGAUCCUGAGAGUUCUAAUUCAAGUGGCUCACUUGAAUCUGAAAGUAUUGUCUCAAGUUCAUGUGGAGGAGAUGUUCGGGUGCCGAAUAGCCACGUAGCAUCUCAAUCAGCCAUAAGCUUUUGUUCAAGUCCUUCAAACAGUGUCUACACUGCCACUUGUUAUAUGGAAGCAAAACGAAGUUUCACUGACACAGAAGUUAGUGAAGAAGCAAGCUCUAUUGAGAAACCAGGUGAAAGUGGUGAUGUAAGUAACUCCUACGAUAUUGAGAGCAGGAAGACAAGUAUCUACAGAGGCAGCACAGGUAGCGAUGUUAGCGAUGAAAGAAGCUCCAGCAGUUUAACCGGUACCCUGUACAAGCCCCACAAAGCAAAUGAUAUAAGAUGGGAAGCUAUUCAAGCUGUCCAAUCUCGUGAGGGAGCAUUGGGGUUGAAUCACUUUAAAUUGUUGAGGCAACUGGGAUCUGGAGAUAUAGGCAAUGUUUAUCUAUCUGAGUUGACUGGUACAAGAACUUGUUUUGCUAUGAAAGUUAUGGAGAAAGCAACUCUAACAGCUCGGAAGAAGCUUCCAAGGGCCCAAACUGAACGAGAGAUAUUGCAAUCUCUGGAUCAUCCAUUUCUACCCACUUUGUAUGCACAUUUUGAGACAGAAAAGUUCUCUUGCUUGGUGAUGGAGUUCUGCCCUGGAGGAGACCUACAUACGCUCAGGCAAAGACAACCUGGGAAGUAUUUUCCGGAGCAUGCUGCCCGGUUUUAUGUUGCAGAAGUUCUCCUUGCUUUGGAGUACCUGCACAUGCUUGGGAUCAUUUACAGAGACCUUAAACCAGAGAAUGUUUUGGUGAGGGAAGAUGGGCACAUAAUGCUUUCAGAUUUCGACCUCUCUUUAAGAUGUGCUGUCUGCCCAACUCUGGUCAAAUCAUCACACUUGACCAUGGAGUCAAAAAAUUCAGCAUAUUGCUCGCAGCCUGCUUGCAUUGAGCCAACUUGUGUAAUGCAGCCGGAUUGCAUCCAACCAGCAUGUUUUGGACCACGCUUCUUGUCAAGAAAGGCCAAGAAAGAUAAAAAAGCUAAGCCAAAUAAUGAGACAAAUCAUCAAGUAAGCCCUCUCCCUGAACUGAUUGCUGAACCCACAAAUGCUCGAUCAAUGUCCUUUGUGGGCACGCAUGAGUACUUGGCACCUGAAAUAAUUAAAGGCGAGGGCCAUGGCAGUGCUGUAGAUUGGUGGACAUUUGGCAUCUUCCUUUAUGAGCUUUUGUUUGGUAAAACUCCUUUCAAGGGGGCAGGAAAUCGGGCUACACUGUUUAAUGUAAUUGGCCAUCCAUUAAGAUUUCCAGAAUCACCUCCUGUGAGUUUUGCUGCUAGGGACUUGAUCAGAGGUUUACUUGUGAAAGAACCACAGCAUCGUCUUGCCUAUAGGCGAGGAGCUACUGAAAUAAAACAACAUCCAUUCUUUCAGAGUGUGAAUUGGGCACUCAUUCGUUGCACAAAUCCCCCAGAGGUGCCAAGACAAGCCAUGAUGGAUAUUCUUAUGAGAGCUGAUGCGCCAAAAGCACCCAAAGUUGAGAAUGUGCCAGGUGUAGAUGUGAAGCCUUCAGGUAAUUAUCUAGAGAUUGAUUUCUUUUGAUUUCUGUGAUCAGUGUCCUUCUUCAGACCAGCUUUCUACAGCCUCGUGUGUCUUGUGCUUCAAUGGUUCUUCUUCCAUUGCAAGGGGUUUUUUCCCCUUGGUAGCCACUUGUAAACUUUUCCUUUAAACAAGCAUGAUAAGCAACACUGAGGAAAAAGCAAAUGCAAUUAACUGAGGAAUGAAGUUGUUCUUUCAUUUCUGUCAAAAA
Hevea brasiliensis (rubber tree) is the source of this 2815-nucleotide messenger RNA. Its product is annotated as protein kinase PVPK-1. Gene Ontology annotation, molecular function: protein serine/threonine kinase activity; ATP binding. The record is from RefSeq and is a predicted model, not a curated record. The coding region runs from base 595 to 2607 and encodes 670 amino acids. Gene Ontology annotation, cellular component: cytoplasm; plasma membrane; nucleus. NCBI's taxonomy places the organism in Eukaryota, Viridiplantae, Streptophyta, Magnoliopsida, Malpighiales, Euphorbiaceae. Gene Ontology annotation, biological process: protein phosphorylation. The transcript is spliced from 3 exons.